Molecule: messenger RNA, 957 nt
Organism: Aspergillus pseudotamarii
Lineage: Eukaryota; Fungi; Ascomycota; Eurotiomycetes; Eurotiales; Aspergillaceae
Exons: 1
Coding region: 409-759 (116 amino acids)
Source: RefSeq, a predicted model, not a curated record
GAUGGGGUUGCGCUGUCGUAAGGACCUUCGUGCCGGCUGAGACAUCUCUCGUAAUAUAUCUUCCGGGAUUUCGAGAGGAGGGAGUAACGCCUCUAGAUUAGUCCCUGACGGUGGAUUCUCUGUGUCCUCUUGUUCAUCCUGAUCACCUUCACCCAAUGCCAAAGAGUGGAGAGACGACAGCGGAGAAGACAAAGGAGAAGGGUCGGCAUUAUCCUUAUUCUCCUGUCUCUCACCAAUGUCUGGCACUUUCGAAGGAAGACCAACCGACCUCCGAGAAAUAAGAUGAUCUAGCUGUAGUUCGUCUGGUGAAGAGCUAGGUACGUCCCAUAUGUCUUUAGGUUGCUCUCUUAACGGGGUCGACGGCGGGCUUGGUCUUGGUCUUGGAGUAGCUGAUAGAGUCGGGGAUGGAUGCGACUUCCUCCUAGGCGUAGCAUCCUCGUCAUUGACGUCUUCCGAUUGCGGUCCUUCAGCGAUAAUCCUAGCUUCCUUGUCGGGCACCUCCUUGGCCGAAUACUUUGCCUCCUCGUUUGCCUGGAUAGACACAUCAUGGACAUUUUGACCGGCUGUGACACAUCGGAAAUCAUCAACAAUGCCGCCUUGGGGGCUAUGGUGCUCCUCUUCCUCGGUAUCUUCGUCCGGUGGUCCCUGGGGAGUCGUAUUGAGCGCAUAAGGCGCCGGGGAUGCCCCAAGCUCAUCGUCACUACUAUCAAGAUCCUGAUUCACCUUUUCCGGGCUGCCCAACCCAUCAUCCUCGUCUGAGUCCGGUACAAACCCUCGUUCCCGCCAUGAUUCCAUGGCCCAUCUCACUAAUACUCCAUUACUUCGUAGGCGUAGGCUGUGAACAAGGGAUCUCCGCAGCCCCAAAUACUAAUUGGAGAUAGAUAUCACCACUGAUAUAAAUAAGUUUGAAGGAAUUAAUUACCAAUCAGGUGGUGGCCAAUUCAAAAUUGCUUGAAA